Messenger RNA from Ogataea angusta, 465 nucleotides. RefSeq lists its product as uncharacterized. The coding region runs from base 1 to 465 and encodes 154 amino acids. The transcript has a single exon. Gene Ontology annotation, molecular function: mRNA binding. The record is from RefSeq and is a predicted model, not a curated record. NCBI's taxonomy places the organism in Eukaryota, Fungi, Ascomycota, Pichiomycetes, Pichiales, Pichiaceae.
AUGUCUUCGCACAAAAAGAUAAUUAAUACCACCAAGACGUCCGACCGACGGGCCGCUGCCGGCACCAAGGCCACGCGGUACCUUCACACAAACCAGGAACUGAAUAUUGCCGACGACAGGAAAAUCAACAACUCGCUCCAGUUGCUUCAGGACAUUAAGCAGUCCUCCAAGUCCGAUUGGGACCCUUCGCAUUUCCGACUUUUUGUGGGCAAUCUCGGCCAGGACGUUGAUGAGGAGCUUCUGCUGCGCUCGUUAAUAAAGUAUCCCUCGGUAUCGAAAGUGCAAGUUCCCAAAGACCACAAGAAGGGCGAAAAUAAAGGGUACGGGUUCGUCUCGUUCAGCGAUCCAGACGACUAUCUACGGUGCUUCAAGGAGAUGAACGGUAAAUACAUUGGGUCGAAGCCGGUCGAGCUGAAGAAGGCAAAAAGCAAGGAGCCGGCAACAAAGAAAAAUAGGAAAAGAUGA